AUGACCAUCGUGCGAACAUCCCUGACCAACAACUCGAUCAAGAAUGGACAACUCGUCUAUGGAUUCUUCAGCAUCGUAUCAAAGACCAACUGCACAUUGUCCGACAACAUGUUUGUUGGCUCCAAUCUCAUGCGCAUGACCGCAUAUAUUGUAUGGCUGGGCAGUCCAAGGAUUGUUCAGCGUGAGGGAGAUGGACAACUUCGAUGGCACUCAACCGCCACCAAAGAGGAGAGGGAGGGCUCCACUUAUUCAAACACCGAUGCUCUGCCACCUUCUUGA
This is a messenger RNA of Acytostelium subglobosum LB1, 279 nucleotides long. RefSeq lists its product as hypothetical. The coding region runs from base 1 to 279 and encodes 92 amino acids. The record is from RefSeq and is a predicted model, not a curated record. NCBI's taxonomy places the organism in Eukaryota, Evosea, Eumycetozoa, Acytosteliales, Acytosteliaceae. The transcript has a single exon.